AUGACUCAAAAGACUAAGAAAGUAGGUGUAGUAGGUAAAUACGGACCGAGAUACGGAGUAUCCCUUCGUAAACGUAUUAAGAAGGUUGAAGAGACUCAGCAUAGCAAAUACAUAUGCACGUUCUGUGGCAAGCGGGGUGUUAAGAGAGAGGUUGUGGGUGUCUGGAAGUGCAAGGCAUGCAAAGUAACUGUCGCCGGUGGUGCUUAUUCUGUUACUACUGUAGCAGGAGAGUCAGCAAAGAGUCAAAACCUCAGACUGAAGGAGUUUGCACAAAUCUAA
Nematocida homosporus is the source of this 279-nucleotide messenger RNA. Its product is annotated as large subunit ribosomal protein L37Ae. NCBI's taxonomy places the organism in Eukaryota, Fungi, Microsporidia. Gene Ontology annotation, biological process: translation. Gene Ontology annotation, molecular function: structural constituent of ribosome. The record is from RefSeq and is a predicted model, not a curated record. Bases 1 to 279 code for a protein of 92 amino acids. Gene Ontology annotation, cellular component: ribosome. The transcript has a single exon.